AUGUUCGCUGAAAAGCCCCACGUCCAACGUCACCCUGACGGAUAUCCUUCUCUUGUUGGUGAUGAACACAACGGGAGUAUUGGGAAACCAUCCUGUUUGUACACUUCCAAGUCGCCUGAUGAAUACAGGAUCAAUCUGUGGAAACCUCCCGUGGAGACAGAGGUCGAUAUGCCACAGUCUUUUCGCGUCAUCAUCAUCACCGUCGAUAGCACGACGUCAGUGUUCAACACCGAUGCUUCGCUACCUUUUCGCCUCGAAACACGUUACACUUUAAAUCAGAAUCGAAGUGACAUUUUGACUGAUCCCCUUACUUUUCCACCAAGAAAUCUAUACCUUCACUCUCUCGCCGAACUGCCAUAUGUUAGGGGAUCUCAGUUAGAUAGACAUAAAGACUGCAAUUUGGUCAGUUCAUUGUCUUCACGGAACGGAAAUGAUUUGCGGAUGAUGUGA
Messenger RNA from Opisthorchis viverrini, 450 nucleotides. RefSeq lists its product as hypothetical. The record is from RefSeq and is a predicted model, not a curated record. NCBI's taxonomy places the organism in Eukaryota, Metazoa, Platyhelminthes, Trematoda, Opisthorchiida, Opisthorchiidae. The transcript has a single exon. Bases 1 to 450 code for a protein of 149 amino acids.